This is a messenger RNA of Tarenaya hassleriana, 1697 nucleotides long. RefSeq lists its product as uncharacterized. NCBI's taxonomy places the organism in Eukaryota, Viridiplantae, Streptophyta, Magnoliopsida, Brassicales, Cleomaceae. The transcript is spliced from 12 exons. Gene Ontology annotation, molecular function: protein binding. Bases 144 to 1496 code for a protein of 450 amino acids. The record is from RefSeq and is a predicted model, not a curated record.
CUGGCAAAAGUAUACUCUCUCUCGCUGGACUCUUCUUCGCGGGUCUUCUCCUUCCUUUUCGUUUUCAGUGUUGCCUGUUUCCUGUUUUUGCGCUGUCAGCAUAGGACGCCUCCUGUUUCCCAGGAACUGCCUACGAGAGGAUAAUGGCGGAAUUCAACAGUGAUAACCAUGAUUACGUUGCUGAUGAGUGCUCUGACAUCACCGAUUUCGAUCACAACUCGUUCAGAAUCACCAAGCCCCAGAGGGAUCAUGAUUCCGAGGUCUCGGAUUCCGAUUUUGAGGAUGAUUCUGAAACGAGUAAGCCUAAGACUGAUACGUCGGCUUAUGAAGCAAGAAAUGGCAAAGACAUUCAGGGGGUUCCAUGGGAAAGGUUCAAGUACACGAGAGGCGAGUUCCGGGAAACCAGGUUGAAACAGUAUGAAAACUUUGAGAAUCUUUUGAUCUCUCGAGAAAAGGUUGAUAAGGAAUCUCUUCAAACCGAAAAAGGAAAGAACUUUUACGACUUCCAGUUCAACACAAGGCUUGUCAAAUCCACUAUUGUGCAUUUUCAGCUGAGAAACUUGGUAUGGGCAACUUCAAAACAUGAUGUAUACCUAACACAGAACUAUUCGGUCACGCACUGGUCAUCUCUACUCCGUCGAGGGAAAGAAGUGCUUAACGUUUCUAGACCAAUUACCCCCACUUUGAGACAUCCUGGAUUGUUGUCCCAACCACUCUCCAGAGUGCAAAUUAGCAGUAUGGCCGUCAAAGAAAACUUGAUCGUGUUAGGCGGGUUCGAUGGGGAGUUUAUCUGCAAGCAUGUGAAUCAGCCAGGGGUAGUGUUUUGUACAAGGCUUUCAACGUCAGAAAACGCCAUCACAAAUGCAGUUGACGUAUACCGAAGCCCCAGUGGCUCCCUGAAUCUAAUGGCUGCAAAUAAUGACUGCAAGAUUCGGGUAUUCGAUGCUCAGAACUGUGCACGUAUCAACGACUUCACCUUCCGUUGGUCUGUAAAUAAUAUCUCCACUAAUCCAGAUGAAAAGCUGCUCGCUGUUCUCGGGGACAGUCCCGAGUGCUUGAUCGUUGAUUCUCAGUCCGGAAAAGUGAGUGCUAGUCUCAGGGGCCACCAGGACUAUUCCUUCGCGUCGGCUUGGCACCCGAACGGGCUGGUCCUAGCCACGGGCAACCAAGACACAACAUGCCGGUUAUGGGACAUACGAAACCCGACUCAGUCAUUAGCUGUCCUAAAGGGAAACAUGGGAGCCAUUAGGGCUCUGCGGUUCAACUCGGAUGGCAGGUUCCUAGCCAUGGCCGAAGCCGCUGACUUUGUUCACAUCUUCGACACAGAAUCCGGGUUUCGGAACUGCCAAGAGAUCGACCUGUUCGGGGAAAUCGCUGGGAUCACGUUCAGCCCUGACACCGAGGCGCUCUAUGUCGGUGUUGCUGAUGUCACCUACGGCAGCUUGAUGGAGUACAGGAGGAAGCACCAUAAUCAGUAUCUGGAUUCUCUCUACUGAAAACAUAUAAGAGAGGUUUAUGUUUUUCACAUAGAUCAAGGUUUCAUAACUAAUGGGGCUUCCAAAAUGUGGUGAUAAUUUCGGGUUUGCCCUUUUGGUUAUAGGAUUUGGGUAUAUAUAUAUAUAUUGAAGAUUGUGUGUACCAUGAGAGAUAUUGAAGGGUUCAUAGUUAUUGAUGCUUUUAUCCUUAUAAUUAUUAAA